UAUGACCAUCCCUUCCUUUUUCGUGAUUUCCCUUCCUUCUCGUCCUCAUAAAACCUCAACAAAGACACCUCUAAACCCCUGCAUAGAGAAAGUCAUCAAAGAAGAAGAAGAAGAAGAAAAGCCCAAACCCUAAAGCAACGAAAAUGAAUUACUUGGUGCGGAGGACGGUGGUGCGAGGCUUGCUGAUCAAUGGUGGCAGUGGUGGCAGGUACAUUUCGACGGUGACGGCGGUUGGUGCUGUGAAGCCGGUGGAGGCAUGGAAGGAGUUAAGGAACCAAAACGGUGCGUCUUUUGGAGUGUUUUACUGGAGAAGGAUGAUGAGCUCUGCGGCGGAGACAGCGGUGGCUGAGAAGGAGAAUAAGGAGAAGGCGGUGGGGAAAUCGGCGGAGAAAGGAGUAGAAUAUGUGAAGACGAGUGAUGGUGCGGUGGUUUCGAGCUACUGGGGGAUUUCAAGGCCUAAGAUUGUGAGAGAAGAUGGGACUGAAUGGCCAUGGAAUUGCUUUAUGCCAUGGGAAACUUACAAGUCAAAUACAUCGAUAGAUCUGAGUAAGCAUCAUGUGCCGAAGACCUUCCUUGAUAAGGUUGCGUACAGGACAGUGAAGCUCCUUCGAAUUCCAACGGAUAUAUUUUUUCAGAGACGGUAUGGGUGUCGUGCCAUGAUGUUGGAAACUGUGGCUGCUGUUCCUGGUAUGGUUGGAGGGAUGUUGCUGCACCUGAGGUCUCUCCGCAGGUUCCAGCAAAGUGGUGGUUGGAUUAAAGCCCUGCUUGAGGAAGCAGAGAAUGAGAGGAUGCACCUAAUGACAAUGGUUGAGCUUGUUCAGCCUAGAUGGUACGAGAGGUUGCUGGUUCUUGCAGUGCAGGGUGUAUUCUUCAAUGCUUACUUUGUGCUUUAUCUGCUCUCUCCCAAACUGGCUCAUAGAAUUACUGGGUAUUUGGAGGAAGAAGCCAUACACUCAUAUACAGAGUUUCUGAAAGAUAUCAAAGAUGGUAAAAUUGAAAAUGUUCCAGCUCCUGCUAUUGCCAUAGACUACUGGAGACUGCCAAAGGAUGCAACUUUGGAGGAUGUUAUAACUGUGAUCCGUGCUGAUGAAGCUCACCAUCGUGAUGUUAACCACUUUGCUUCUGAUAUUCAUUAUCAGGGUAAGGAAUUGAGAGAGGCACCAGCCCCUCUUGGUUAUCACUGAGAGGAAGACAGACAGGACACUCUUUCGGUUAUCCCUCAAACUUUGUUUCCACUUGAAAAGUUUUCUAAGGUAGAUAUAAAGAUUAAUGUGUCACUUGUAUAUGCUGAAAACCGCAAUCUAUUGGAAGAUGGACUUAUGUUUCAAUUUGUAUGUAGUCUUGGUUAUGAUUGUAUUUAACCUCUACUUUUUGACUUGGGAGUUUCUGUUUGGAACUGACCUUUCUAAAAGCAUCCUUUUUGAAGUUUUUACAACA
Messenger RNA from Jatropha curcas, 1437 nucleotides. RefSeq names its product alternative oxidase 2 (gene AOX2). The record is from RefSeq and is a predicted model, not a curated record. NCBI's taxonomy places the organism in Eukaryota, Viridiplantae, Streptophyta, Magnoliopsida, Malpighiales, Euphorbiaceae. Gene Ontology annotation, biological process: alternative respiration. Gene Ontology annotation, cellular component: mitochondrion. Gene Ontology annotation, molecular function: alternative oxidase activity.